AUGGGGAUUGGGAGGAGUCAUAUAACGAGCUUCCUCGUUGGUUGUUCGCUAUACGAAUGUACGUGGGUGCAACUUGUCACUCAGCCUUGGCCUGGUUUAGCCGAUACCGUCAUGUUUCAUCGGGUGUUUUGGACGUUUCCACCAUGCAUUGAGGCUUUCAAGCAUUGCAAGCCAUUAAUUUCCAUUGAUGGAACACACUUAUAUGGUAAAUACGGUGGGACGCUGUUCAUGGCCAUAGUUCAGGAUGGCAACGCAAAUAUUUUGCCUAUUGCAUUUGCGGUGGUCGAGGGUGAGACAAAGGAGGCAUGGUUAUUCUUUCUGCCCUAUUUGUGUCAUCAUGUGACUCCAAAACCUGGUGUCUUAGUGAUUUCAGACAGGCACAAAUCAAUUGAUGGUGUACUGAAUGCCGAUGAUAGUUUAUGGAAACCACUUCAUGCUUUCCAGAAAUUUUGUACGAGACACAUUGCUUCCAACUUCAUGACUCACUUCAAGAACAAGGACUUGAAGAAGGUUCUGAUUAAUGCAGCGUAUUCAAAGUCACAGUGGGAGUUCGCUCAUUAUUUCAGGCGUCUGCGGGGCGAGAAUGAGGCCAUCACGAAGUGGCUUGACGAGAUGCCACGAUCACAGUGGGCGCAGUUUGCAGAUGAGGGUCGUAGAUUUGGGCACAUGACGAUGAAUAUAUCCGAGUGCAUAAGCACUGUGAUGAAAGGUUCUCAAAAUUUUCCAAUCAUGGCUUUUGUUAAGUCAAGUUAUUUCCGGUUAGGAGAACUUUUUGCUAGGAAGAGUUCCGAGGUCCUUGCCCAACUCUAA
Messenger RNA from Arachis duranensis, 810 nucleotides. RefSeq lists its product as uncharacterized. The transcript is spliced from 2 exons. The coding region runs from base 1 to 810 and encodes 269 amino acids. The record is from RefSeq and is a predicted model, not a curated record. Lineage: Eukaryota; Viridiplantae; Streptophyta; Magnoliopsida; Fabales; Fabaceae.